Messenger RNA from Erinaceus europaeus (western European hedgehog), 586 nucleotides. It is a transcript of the gene CEBPZOS, whose product is annotated as CEBPZ opposite strand. The transcript has 5 exons. The record is from RefSeq and is a predicted model, not a curated record. The coding region runs from base 202 to 447 and encodes 81 amino acids. NCBI's taxonomy places the organism in Eukaryota, Metazoa, Chordata, Mammalia, Eulipotyphla, Erinaceidae.
UGUGUUCUCCGCUCAGGGGGGCAGAAGUAAGAGGGGCUGUUGCCUGGGCAUCACUGCUCAAGGCUGACUUUUUCAAAUAGAAAGAGAUAGAGGUAGAGAUAAAAAGGGAAAGAAACCACAGCACCAAAGCUCCCUUCAGUACAGUGUGGCUUGGUUGGAACCUGGAUCGAGCACCUGGCAGAGGCAGACACACUGUUCAGGAUGGCCCGCCCUUUGGAACCACUCGCCAAGAAGAUCUUUAAAGGAGUUUUGGUAGCCGAAGUUGCCGGCCUUUUGGGAAGCUAUUAUUUGUUUAAUAAGAUGAAUUCAAGCCAAGAUUUCAGGCAAACGAUGAGCAAGAAAUAUCCCUUCAUCUUAGAAGUUUAUUACAAAUCCAUUGAACAGUCUGGAAUGUAUGGUCUCAGACAACAAGAUCAAGAAAAAUGGUUGAACAGCAAAAAUGAGUAAGUAGAUGUCCAUUUUGAAAACACUCAUUUUCUUUGCUUCUUGUUUUUCUGAGUGGGGUGCAACCUCUUGUUGUUGGAGUUCUUCUUUCUCUUAAGGAUGCUUUUCACGUCUCUGUUGUGGAGCCAGUCAUCCCGCUCAG